CUGGCCAGUACAACUCGUUGCUACCGCCAAACAAAAAAAAAAUGUGUUUUGAGUUGUUCGCUCUUCAAAUUUACCUACGGAAUGAAAUAUAUGUAAACAUACCUCAUUUAUCAUGUUAGUUGGAGAACUUGGUACGUCACUUUUUAAAGGUUUUUUCAGUAUUUACUCGUUGGCCUUGGAAGUUACUGGUCCGAGCAGUUUGUACGCUGUUGUGCUGUUGUGUUGGAAUUGUCAGUGGCAAUGAAGAGUUAUGUCAAACAAAUUACAGCAGUACGUUUCAAAACAGUCUGGUCCAUAUCUAAACCAAUAAUCUUCAUUUUCCUCUUGGUAAAUGUGAUAAUAGUUUUCAGAUACCGAUACCGAAUUUCGAUUCACCGACAAAUCUCUGUUUAUAUACCAUACAAGUACAACGGAUCAGAAAACACUUCAACGAACCAAGCAAACUUCCAAGAGCUGCAAAGACACUUUCGCUUCCAUUUCAAACGAGAAAGGAAAGCUCGCACUGACUGGUGGGGAAUUUUAAAACCCUGUUUUAACAAUACGGACUGGGGACAAGUUAAACCUGGAUGGGAGAAAAGUCAACGAACUGACGCCUCGACAAGUUUAAUCAUCAGUCAAGACAUCCGUCCUGCACGUGAAUAUAGUCGGUUGUUCAUUCAGACUAAAACAAAAGAUGGACGGUUAAAAUCGUUUGGUGGAGAUUCGUGGCGAGUGUACCUUCGUGGCCCAGCUUCAGUAUCAGCCACUGUAUUUGAUCAUGAUAAUGGGACCUAUGAAGCGCUGUUUUUGUUGAUGGAGCCUGGGGUUUAUCGUGUGCAGGUGUAUCUGGACUAUAGUUUAUGUGAUGGACUUAGAAAUCCUCCUUGGGAUUGGUUUAUAAAGGGGAAUAGCAAUGGCAAGAAGCAAAAAAAGGGUUCAUUGGGAUAUCUAGAUGACUACCUGUACCGGCCUUUGUCAAGCAACCUGUCGAUCACCGUCCAACAACCACGUCACAAUAUGUCCCUUAACGAUGUCCUCGUUCCCAGCAGUGAGUGUAAGGAAUAUUGCGCCUUUCUCUAUGACGGAUAUGGGAGAUGGAUCAAAAAAGCCUGGUCUCCAUUUUUACCAUCAACAUUCAAUACGAGCAAGGUGCUGGUCAAAGAAGCCUCUGGUACAAUCGUAUCCUAUGGCGAUUCUCUGGGAUUACGAUUCGGUAACUCAAUGUCUGGAAAUCCUAAUAUACGCAAGGUUUACAAGCAAGCUGACUACCGAUACAACUGGAUCUAUCCCAUUGGAUCUGAAGCGGCUGAACUAAAAAGAAAUGAUGACUUAGACAUCGACGUGGAGCGUAUCGUCUCCUAUAUCAAGAAGACUUUAGACCAGCCGUCAAUCAAUACAGAACACAGUACUCUGGUCCUCAACCUCGGACUGCACUAUGCGGUCACAGUGAACUUCAGCACCUAUCAAUACGUGUUAGAGAGAGUUCUUGAUCUUUUCUUUGCGAAUCAAACACUUGAACAUCAAGGGAGGCAACGAGCUAGAUACAAAACUAACAUUAUUUGGAAAACUACCUCUCAAAUUAAGAAAGAAAACGCAGGAUCGUUAAAUGAGACUUCGAACAGAUUCUUCACGGCACAGAGAGUGCAGCUAUUCAAUGCAUAUGCAACAUGGAGAAUGUGUAAAGCUGGGAUUCCUGUGGUUGAUGUCCAUCAGGUGACCCUAUCGUACCCCCCUGGACCGAUGGAUGUUGUUCAUUAUCCUAAUUAUGUUUUUAAACAAGCAGAGGACGCUUUGGCUAAUUUCAAGAGGUUUUAUAAUAAUAACAUCAGUUUAAUAGAUAGAACAUGUAUUCAAUAAUUGAUAAAAUGUUAAGAAUAGAUAAGAUGAAAUGAAUUCAAAUAGAACAUGUAUUCAAUGAUGAUUGCCAAUACAAUCAAUAAGGUUUUUGAUUUUCUAUUAAAGGCACAGUGUAACUGUG
Exaiptasia diaphana is the source of this 1957-nucleotide messenger RNA. RefSeq lists its product as uncharacterized. Bases 241 to 1836 code for a protein of 531 amino acids. The transcript is spliced from 7 exons. NCBI's taxonomy places the organism in Eukaryota, Metazoa, Cnidaria, Anthozoa, Actiniaria, Aiptasiidae. The record is from RefSeq and is a predicted model, not a curated record.